AUGAGCUCCUCAAGGAUCAUGGACGUGAAGGUGCGAGAGGCUGAAGGAGAUGGAGAAGACAAUUCAGGAAAGAAAAAAUCCAAGUUCAAAUCUUUCAAGAAGUUUUUUGUUAAAAAGAAAAGGAAAGACACAUCUUCUGGGAGCAGCAGCCUGAAGCUGGUCCAGUCAAUGAGCAAUGUCACAGACUCACAUCACAUGCACCUUCAUGAUGAUUCUGAAGAUGAACUCAAGGCACACAAAGGCACUCUGGGAAGCAGAGCUUUAUCACACGAUAGCAUUUUCAUCCCUGAGACUGGGCAAGAGCCUGCAAGGCCAGUCAGGGUGUUUUCUCAAGAAAACGUUUCUGAUCGGAUUCGAGCUUUACAGCUGAAACUCCAGCCUACCAUGAAAUUGGGACCUCCACCUCCACUUGUACUUCAUGCAAAGAGAACAGAGGAUGCUGGGACCAGUUCUGAAGAUGAUGGAUUGCCCAGGAGUCCUCCAGAAAUGUUUUUCUUUCAUGAAAACCUAAAUUCAGGCACAAAACCAAGAUUCUCUGACUCUCACAAGCACCUUAGCUCUUUGAGUUUAGCUGGAACAGGCAGUGAAGAAGAAGAACAGGUUACAUUGGAUCAUUCUUCUAGAUCUCACUCCACAGAUGUUCAGCUGUUCCCUAGGCAUGGAAGUGCUAAAACUGGAAUUCCCCAGAUGUCUGACAGUACCAUCUCACCUUCAGCUGAUUUUGACACCCCACCUGAGCUUUCAUCUUGCUUAGAUAAUUCUGCUGCUAAACACAAGCUUUUAAUCAAACCCCGGAACCAGAGAUCCAGUAAAAUGAGAAGAUUUUCUCAGAGGACCCAGUCUGAAUCCCUGACAGAUUUGAGCUUUACCCUAGAAGAAGAGGAUGAUGAAAAGGAGAUGCAGACAGACCUACCAGAUGCUGUGUUCAGACCCAGCGACCAAGAGCUGCCAUGCAGCACAGCUGCAGUGCAGGAUGUGUCUUCCUGGAUGAAGCCCAGAACGCCUGAGGACCUUCCCCCAGCUUUGAGACCAGUGAUGACUCAGCCUACUUUUGAGUCUGCUGUUGAACAGGAAGCCCUGCUCCCAGAGAAUGCACCAGAGGGCUGCCAACCAACUCUGGAAAUGAUGCAUGUGAAGUCUGAGUCCUCAUCGCUGUUAGAAGGCAAAGCCCCCCCAGCUUCUUCCUACUCCACUCCAGACAGAGAAGUACAAUGGGAGGAAGAUUCCUCAGAAACACCAGUUCUGUUGUCUGAAGUUGUGAGUGGUGUGUCAGUCAAUGUUUUAAAUCAAGAAAAUAAGGAGCUUCCUCCUGUGUUUUCAGUUAGUAAAAUCCCAUCAGAAGAAGACAUUUCAAUUAGCAAGAGUAGUAUUGUUUGUUUGGAAGGGUCAGAAGAACAUAUACAGAAGGAUGAACAGAUACCUGUGGCAAUGCCCUGUAAUAAGGAGACAAAGAAAGAGUUUGCUCUAUUGUCAGAAUCCAGCAAGCAAUUUUCCAUAGGUUCUUCCCAGCCCAUGGACUCGUUCCAAGUUUCACAUCCUGCUUCCUCAAAGCUGAUGGGAUCAGCUACUUCCUGCUCUCUAGAGAAAACAAAGACUGCACAAGAAACAGCUGCUUCUGCUAAGGAGAACAUUCAGUCACCACUCCACAGGGAGGAAAUUUUGGGGAAGAAAGCUGAAAAAGCAGCCAAUGAACUCAAUGCCUUGAGAAAGUUUUCUGUUUCCUCAGCAAGGGAGAGACCGAGGACCAGGAGCCUCCACUUCCCAGAAAGAUCAGAGUGGGAAAGCCCGUUAAAUACCGGAUUCUCCCUGUCCAAAGCAAAGGCCUCCUCCAGAAGUGAGAAGUGGAAAGAAGAAGUGCAGAAGGGAGCAGAUCCGGAGGAGGAAAAGGGUGGCAGCAAAAAUCAGGCUUUGCUGCCAGAGUGUGACCCUGAGGGCACAGGCCAACCCCCAGACGUGUGGGCUGCCUGCGUUUCUCCGGCCGGGGACGCGGUGCCGGUGCCAAGUGGUUCUUUGGUGGUAGCUCAGGAUCAGCCAAGCUGUGAAGACAGAAGUCCUUUUCCAGUGAAACUUAGAUCCACUUCGCUGUCCUUGAAAUACAAAGACACCUCCUCACUGGAAUCAAAAGGAAUGAAAAGAUACAGUGCAGAGUUUAAUCUAGAAAAUGAGGGACCUUCUUCCGCUCUCAGAAGUGAUAAGGCACAGAUCAGGAGAGCAGGUGACACAGAUAGUGGUGAUUCUUUGAAUGAAAAGAUCAAACCCAAAGCAAAGUCCUCAGAACAGCUUAGCAGCAAACCUCCAUUGCCUAAAAAGCCAGCCUUCCAAAACAUCACCCUUCCAAAUACUACUGCAAACAAGGAGAAGCAGGACAAAGACAUUCACCCUUCUCAAUCCAGAAAUGAAGACAGAGACUUGGAGAGAAAGUCAAAUCCUUGUAAAGUGCCUGAGAGAAGCCUGCCUUCCCCCGUGGCUGCUGGAGAUGCUGGAAGAGGUCCUGAGAGUCCUGCAGAGCCAGCCUGGAUUUCCAUAGCAAGACAGAAGCAGAGGGGCGUGCAGCAGGAGCAGGAACUCGACAGAGAAAAACGUGUGGCUCUGGAUGUUGGGUCAGAGGCAGAGAAACAGAAUAAAGAGAAGGAACAAACAGAGGGGUCAGUGAAGCAGCAAUGGAGCAAACCUUCACACAUGGCACCUAAACCCUCUUCUGAAGAACAGAAGAAAGAGACAAAGUCUGAAGUGAAGGAGCCACUGUUGAGAACCCACUCACUGUCACAUGUCCCUGUAGCUCCAUCACCAACACUAGUGGAUAAAGAAGUCAUAAGCCACUUCAAGAAAGCCAGUAACACUGCUUUGGACCAGCCAUCAUGGAUGGAACUGGCCAAAAAGAAAUCUCAAGCAUGGAGUGAUAUGCCACAGAUCAUAAAAUAG
This is a messenger RNA of Chaetura pelagica (chimney swift), 2922 nucleotides long. It is a transcript of the gene CRACDL, whose product is annotated as KIAA1211-like ortholog. Bases 1 to 2922 code for a protein of 973 amino acids. The record is from RefSeq and is a predicted model, not a curated record. The transcript has 10 exons. Lineage: Eukaryota; Metazoa; Chordata; Aves; Apodiformes; Apodidae.